Drosophila pseudoobscura is the source of this 1972-nucleotide messenger RNA. RefSeq names its product protein pinocchio (gene Pino). The coding region runs from base 473 to 982 and encodes 169 amino acids. Lineage: Eukaryota; Metazoa; Arthropoda; Insecta; Diptera; Drosophilidae. The record is from RefSeq and is a predicted model, not a curated record. The transcript is spliced from 4 exons.
CGAUUCCAUCCAUUCGCUUCGGUCGUGCAUGCCACUUGGUCUUUGGCUUUCCAGAAAAAAUCAAUUCCGUUUGUCUCAACGGAAGCCCAACUAUAAAAGUGCGCUGUAUCAAAACAAUCGUUAUUAUUUGGAUAUCAACCCGAUGAACACUGAGCAAUACGUUUACACGAGCUAACUGUCUCCAUCGCGUGUGAAAAGUUACUAAAGAAAGCAAAACAAAAACACUACAAUAGCCAAAACGGUUACUGUUCAUUUACAAGCAAUUAUAAAAGAUAAUUUGAUUUGUUGUGGCUUACGCAAGGCCAAAACAACAACAACAACCACAGCAACAAUUAUAAUUACAAAAAAACACUACAACAACUGCAACCAAAAUCCCAAUUUGGAUUUAUUAAUAGCGCAGAAUAAAUAAAAAACAGAACAACGUUCAACAAUUCUGUAAAAAUACAACAAAUUGCCAACAGCAGCAUCCAACAUGUCUAUUGCCAGUGUUCAUGGUCCCCAGAUCGCCGACAUCUGCAGUCCCCUAUCGCAUCACAAUCUCGGUCUGUCCGCGUCGUUGCCAGAUCUAGUGGGAAGUCCCCUGGAGAUCAGCAUGGACAACGUGAUGACCAUUGAGGAGUUGCGCCAGCAUAUGGGCUCCUGCUUUACCUGCGGCGUCUCCUGGACAGAUGAUCAUGUCUCAUUGGACUGCAGCGAGUGCGGUGGCUACAGCCUGGAGCGUCCCUGCCCCCUGUGCGACGGCCAGUGCGGUGUACAGUGGAAGCGAGACUUUGCCAUGUCCCAUGCCUGCAGUCAAGCGCGCUGGGUGGGCGUGUGCAUCAGCUACCCGGAGGCAGUGUCCGGAGUCCAGCUGCCAGGAGGUGCUGGACCCAGCACUUCGUGUGCUGCCGCUGCGGCGAAUCAACUGCGUCUGGCCCAGGAGCUGUGCUCCCGUCUGGAACAACUGUCCACCUCAUCGGCGAGCAAAAGCGCCCGCACCUAGAGCUGGCCCCCCCGCCACCAGAGUUCCUCCAACAACAGCCAGACUGCAGCACCGCCUCCACAUAAGCCGCACCCGCACACACUCAUUCAUCCAGAUAGCAGUUAGCUGAAGGCAGCCCCGCGGCUCCAAUCCCGUAGUUGGUGCCGUGGAUCCACCUCCACACACACAAAAACACACACAACCACAAAACAAACAGACACACACACCACACAGUCUCUCACCCGUAAUUUAGGGCUUAAUUGCUAAGCUUUUUAGUUCUUAGUUUUUAUUGUUGUGUCGCGUUGAGAAUUCUCUUUCAUUUCAUUUAUAUUCUAUGAUUAUUAUUUUUUGUGUUUCGUUCGGUUGCGUUUCGUUCGCUCUUGCUGGCUGUGUGACUGUGCAAAUGAUUAGCGAAGUUAGUUCUUUUGUUUAACGCUUUUAAUGGCACCACUUUUGUUUGCACACAUGACACCAGGCAAUUCUAUCCAGGAAAAGACUUCUUUCUGCGUAGACUUAAGCCAAGUUUUUUGGCAAUGCAGUGAUAACGGUGAUAUUAGGCGGCCAGAAAGAAUCGUGAACAAAUAGUGAAUUUAAUAUGAUGUAGCAAAAAUGUCUAACGAUAGCUAUAGCUAUACCAAUACCUAUAUCUAUAUCUAUCUACAAACUAUGUCGAUAGCGAUACGAUAAUAAUUUUUGUAUACUUACACACAGACCGAUACAGAACAGACCGACACCGAACAGACCAGACCAGACCCCUUUUGUAACUGUCUAGAGAUCGUUGUUGUUGUUAACAAUUAGUUUCGUUAUAGUUGUUGCUUUGUGGUUCGAGGCACAAAUCAGAUCAAAGCAAAACCCAAAAAAAAUAUUGAUGGUGCAUUCCGAAACUAAAGAAAGAAAUGAAUCUUAUCUUCCAUAAUGCAUAAUGCUCAACAAAGUAACUAAAGGAUUGUACGACAUAUAGUCUCUGUCUCUCUCUAUCGCUCUGUUCAAAGGGGAAAAGCGAAAUCGCAA